AUGUCGUCGACCAACGCCUCUCUCGAGGCCGCCGCCACCGAGCGCAAGGCUAGGCUUGCGAAGCUCGCUGCUUUGAAACGGAAACAACCUGAGCCUGAAUCACUCGGCGAUGUGACAAUAGCCGAUGAAGAACCAACAGAUGAGGCCCAGGAUAUUGCCAAAGCAUAUCUCUCAGGCCGAAACUACGAUCCGGAGACGCGUGGCCCAAAACUUGGCUUUGAGCAAGCUCCGACCGAUGGCCGAGUGACUCUCGAACAACAGGCUUCGGAAAUUGCGAGAAAGGCUGCUGAACAGGCCGAAAAGGACGAAGAAGCCGAGCAACCGAUAGAUCUAUUCAAACUUCAGCCGAAGAAACCGAAUUGGGAUUUGAAACGCUAUCUAGACGAGAAGACGCGGGUGUUGAAUGUCAGGACAGAGAACGCCAUCGCCAGGCUGGUGCGCGAACGGAUUGAGAAUGCACAGCGUGCUGGACGAGAGAAAGCACGACCCGGCAAUGCAGAGGGAGACGGCGAAGAAGUCGGCAUUGAAGGGGAUGCGUUGGUGGAAGGUAUUCAUGUUCGCGAGCAGGAGGCGAACAACGAGGAUGAGGAUAUGAUUUAA
Molecule: messenger RNA, 600 nt
Organism: Talaromyces rugulosus
Lineage: Eukaryota; Fungi; Ascomycota; Eurotiomycetes; Eurotiales; Trichocomaceae
Exons: 1
Coding region: 1-600 (199 amino acids)
Cellular component (GO): U2-type spliceosomal complex; post-mRNA release spliceosomal complex
Source: RefSeq, a predicted model, not a curated record